Molecule: messenger RNA, 1277 nt
Organism: Zea mays
Lineage: Eukaryota; Viridiplantae; Streptophyta; Magnoliopsida; Poales; Poaceae
Biological process (GO): trehalose biosynthetic process
Cellular component (GO): cytosol
Molecular function (GO): trehalose-phosphatase activity
Source: RefSeq, marked validated
UGAUGGAACACUGGUUCCUCAAACUUCAAUCAACAAGGAACCUAGUCCAGAGGUUUUGAACAUCAUCAAUACCCUUUGCUCAGAUAGUAGAAACAUCGUUUUUCUUGUCAGUGGUAGAGACAAAGAUAUGUUAGGAAAGUGGUUCUCCUCAUGUCCAAAAUUGGGGAUUGCAGCUGAACAUGGUUACUUCUUGAGGUGGUCUAGCGAAGAAGAGUGGCAAACAUGCACUCAGGCCAUGGACUUUGGAUGGAUGCAAAUGGCAAAGCCAGUGAUGAAUUUGUAUACAGAAGCAACUGAUGGAUCCUACAUUGAGACAAAAGAAAGUGCCUUGGUGUGGCACCAUCAGGAUGCUGACCCAGGCUUUGGAUCCUCACAGGCAAAGGAGCUGCUUGAUCACCUGGAAAGUGUACUAGCAAAUGAACCAGUCUCUGUCAAGAGUGGCCAGUUCAUCGUUGAAGUCAAACCACAGGGAGUAAGCAAGGGAAUAGUUGCCGAGAGGAUACUUGCAUCAGUGAAGGAGAGGGGAAAGCAGGCUGAUUUCGUAUUGUGCAUCGGCGAUGAUAGGUCCGAUGAGGACAUGUUUGAAAAUAUUGCCGAUAUCAUUAAGAGGAAUAUGGUUGCUCCAAGAACAUCAUUGUUUGCAUGCACUGUGGGACAAAAACCAAGCAAAGCCAAAUUCUACCUGGACGAUACAUUUGAAGUGGUCGCUAUGCUGAGCGCACUUGCAGAUGCCACUGGAGCUGAACUGGAAUCUGAUUCGGCUGAUGAAUUGGCCGCAUCUAUCUCAUCACUUGAUAUUGGUGACGAACAAUCAGAAACCAGUGAUACACCAAUUGGAGGGUCUUAGUCAGUUUUCUCUUGAAUUUCAGAAUAUAAUGAUUAUUUCAAUAGUCAAUUCUACAGAGGGGAAGCUUCUCAAUCUGCUGCACUCCAAGUUUCUCCAGUUGGGCAAGAUAGUAGUCUGUUGCUGCAAGGCGUAGAUCCAUAUGUUCAUAGCUGACUCGCCGACUUGGCAUAUUCUUUGACUUUCUCAUUUCUGGUUGAAGUAAAAUGAAAGCCUCACAGAAGGAAAGGGAACUGUGUGGCUGAAGUAAUUGGGGGGAAGUUAUAGGAGUGGCAAUUUCUAAAGGAGCCCGUGCGCAGCUUCUGAUAUGAUCCCUUAUUAACAUGACAUUACAAAGUGGUGUCACUUUUUGAACUAUCGGUAGUAGGUAGUAGCAAUCUCAAGGGUGAGGUUUAAAUUGAUUAGUUGCUUCAAAACCAGAUUUUGGCUCCUC